Molecule: messenger RNA, 1328 nt
Organism: Anoplopoma fimbria (sablefish)
Lineage: Eukaryota; Metazoa; Chordata; Actinopteri; Perciformes; Anoplopomatidae
Gene: arl8ba
Product: ADP-ribosylation factor-like 8Ba
Exons: 7
Coding region: 7-666 (219 amino acids)
Biological process (GO): protein transport; anterograde axonal transport
Cellular component (GO): lysosomal membrane
Molecular function (GO): GTP binding; GTPase activity
Source: RefSeq, a predicted model, not a curated record
AGCUGCAUGCGUCCCACUUCCCUUCUUCGCUGGGAAAAAACGCCACAUCUGACAGGGAGGAAGACACGGACACAACCACAGGGGAGCGUGAACACCGACCUCAAGAUGCUGGCACUAAUCAACCGGAUGCUGGACUGGUUCAAGUCUCUGUUUUGGAAGGAGGAGAUGGAGCUGACGCUGGUCGGCCUCCAGUAUUCAGGAAAAACAACAUUUGUAAACGUGAUCGCUUCUGGGCAUUUCAGUGAAGACAUGAUCCCAACAGUCGGGUUCAAUAUGAGGAAGGUCACUAAAGGAAACGUCACCAUCAAGAUCUGGGAUAUAGGAGGGCAGCCGAGGUUCAGGAGCAUGUGGGAGCGAUACUGUCGGGGAGUUAAUUCAAUCGUGUACAUGGUUGACGCAGCAGAUCGGGAAAAAGUGGAGGCAUCUAGAAAUGAGCUUCAUAAUUUAUUAGACAAACCUCAGUUGCAAGGAAUUCCUGUUUUGGUACUCGGUAACAAAAGGGAUCUCCCCAGUGCUCUAGAUGAAAAGCAGCUCAUUGAGAAAAUGAAUCUGGCAGCUAUUCAGGACAGAGAGAUUUGCUGCUACUCAAUUUCCUGUAAAGAGAAAGACAACAUUGACAUCACACUUCAGUGGCUCAUCCAGCACUCAAAAUCUAGACGGAGCUGAAAAUAAAGUUGUUUUUCCAGCCAUGUUAUUAUCAUGCCCCCGGCCCCAACUCACACUUAAACUCACAUGCUGCUCUGCUCUGCUUGUGACACACAUGUAUUUUCCCCCUUUUCACCUUCAUUCUUUCACACACCCUGAGAAUGCACUAAAGAUGUGACUCUGAUACCAAAUUUAAGAAACGUUCUUGGCAUUAUUCGUCCUGUAAAGCUGUUCUUUAACUUGGAGCGGAACCUAAUUUUGGUCUACCAUUUAGGCAUUACCUGGGUUGAUCAUACCCAGUGUUUUUUAGAACACUAAAUAGGUAUUCAACAACGCCCUCUUGAAGGAGGGUUGAUACAGGCCUCACAACGAGAAAUGUUAUUCACACAGUCAGCUAGUGUGGUUUUUACUGAUGGUGAGAUGUGUGUGUAUGGAUAUAUGAUUAUAUUUAAAGUCUGAAUGUACUAAAGUUAUGUGGUGCAUAUUAGCCUCUGUUUGUAGGUAGCCUCAGUGGAAUGAUGUUUGUGCUGCCUCAAAGCUGAGAGAGUGGCAGAAUUCAAAGUGCCUUGUGCAAUGUCUCUCACUCUGAAGCGAAGCAGCAUGCAAGGUGUGCCUACCUGGGAAUAGUAAAAAAUAAUAAUACAAUAAACACCACUUCAGUAUAUUCAAAUAAUAAAAAGGCA